CUUGCCUUGAGGACCUUCACCGAGCUGAAAUAUCGAUUCGCACCACCAUGUUUGGAGAUAUUCGCCAGUCAGUGGUCCGUCCAUCACGCAGUGCCUUUCCCGAGCCCAAACUUGGCAUCCUACGACCUUCUACCACCCGACCAACCUCUAGACAAGUACCUGAACACACCUCUCGUAAUGAGCCUGGGUCGACGAAAGGGCUGCGAGCCAUUGAUGCCUCCCUUGGUGGAGCAAAUAUCCGUAUCGCCCGCCGCAUGAUUGUCACGACGACUUUAAAACGCUCCUUAGCUGUUGAUGUCCCCAUAACGAACUUCGACGUAUGCCUGCAUGCAAAUCUAAUUGCUACAUGUACGGGAAAGGUUGUCUAUGUAUGGUCCCUGGACUCACUGUCGAUCGUACACAAGUUCGGUAGGACUACAGGAAGUGUUCACCGAGAAAAUAUACGAGAUUGCAAAUUCAACAUUGCCGGAACGCUGCUCGCCACAUGCGGGGAAGACAAACGUAUCGUUGUAUGGAAUCUCAAAAGUUUACGAGCAGAAAAGGUCAUCGAAGCCCACAGCGGCGUGGUCUAUCAGAUCGCCUUCACAGAAGACGACAGCAGACUUCUGUCAGCGUCGGAUGAUGGCAGAAUUCAAAUCUGGCAAUGGAAGACUGGUACGCUAGUCGGAUCAUACAUCCGACAUCCCGCAGCAGUUCGAUGCUUCGACUUCAAUUACGGCCACGCUGACCGCAUUGUCUGUGGUCGAAGUGAUGGCCAUAUCAGCACUUGGGAUACACUCAGUAAGCUAAUCAUUGACGACGUAAAACCAGACCCAGAUUGGGUGCAAGACGGUGCGGAGAUGAAUUUGAUGGCAUGGGCCGAUGUAGAUCGAAAUCAUACCGGGUCCAUUCUCUGUGUUAGAGUCUCUCCGAACAACCGGCUACUAGCUUCAGGCGCAACUGACAAUACCUGUAAACUAUGGAACAUGACGUCGUAUGCGAAAGAUUACAACAGCGUGCAACAAGAGCUACAGGAGUCAAACCGAGUUGCGCAGAAAAUGGAAGACCCAAUUAGAGUAGACGAUGAGUCUUAUAAUGUCCAGAUUGGCACGAAAGAUUUCACUGGGUUGAAAAUUGGCGAUCUUCCAAUUCCCCUCGGUUUUCACGCCGACCUCUUGUUUACUUUCCGGCAUGAGGGUCCUGUAUUAGCUGCACGGUUCAACAACAGCUCAAGCAUUCUUAUAACAGGCUGCGUAGAUUCCACAUGUCGCCUAUGGUCCGUACGUCGAGGGGAUCUACUUUUCCAGAUCAACGUCCCUGCACCAGUCACUUCGAUAUUUGUUGAUGCUGUUGAUGACAUGUACUGUGUUUGCCAAAAUAGGCUAUUGUUCUUUGGUAUCAAAGCGCACACAAAGGAAGAGGACCUGCCAAGUUACUGGCAACGCCGCUCCAUGAAGUCACUACGAGAAGACGCGGUGGCAACAGAUAAGCAAUUUCCCAUGGAGCAGCUCACUACUGAAGACGCUCAACUCGUGUCGCAAAUUACGGAGGAAAUGGAGCAGGGCGGUGCACAAAAGAAAAUCACGAUUCCCGAACUACGCAACCUCAUCUCACACGGUCUCAUCCUUCCAACGUUUCUGGACACCCUUUUGGAGCAAUACAAAAGUGUAGAUACCGCGCAAUUAGCCGAGAACAUGAAAAAUCAUGAAAUAGCGUCGCGACAGAUUCUGCGGCUCAUUGUAAAUACCAACUUCCACCCGCGAGAUAUUUUGACCGCAAUGGCUUCGAAGAAAGAUGCGGACACUCUAUACAAUAUGAUUCGAUCUGGGGUGCCAAUCACGAAUUACAUGCUAAAGCUGGGAUACCGACCGAUAGAUGAAUCCGCUACAGAAGAGAGUAAAGCUAUCUUCCUUAAUUUACAUGACUUCUUCCCUCGCGGGAAAGCAUUGCUACCCCGUGGCCAAGGUCCAACUCGGAUGCGCACAGGUCCCAAGGGCCAACAAGCGAGCUUUGGGCCAGGCGAAGAUACGGAGGAAUACAGUUGGUCAGAUGAAGACGAGGAGGCAUACCUACUCGAAGAAGAGAUGCGAGCAGAGAUGCUUGCGGCCCGUAAUCAGCCAAAAGGAAAAGUUCUGCAUUUCAUUCCGUCCGAGCAGAUAAAGUUAUUGAAAGAUUUCCACGCAAACCGGGACAUGAAGCCGAUAUUCCUUAGGGAUAUCGUUUUGGAUUUGAACCCGACAUCUGGAUAUCCGAAUUUCAAUGUUGAAGCAGAGACUCGUGAUACACGGCCGAUCAUUGCACAAAAAGCCGUACAAAGACAAGGCGUUCGCUUCAACGAAAUGUCAACACUGAACCGGAUCAAUCGUCAAGCUCCCCGGGGGCAACGAUCAUAUGGGGGCAAGGCAUUCAACAUCCGAGACUUACCAUUACAGCUCGGACCCGGAUACGAAAGAGUCCGGGCAUCUCUAUCCAGUUCCCAAACAGUUUUCCAACCAGCCAAGUACCUUCGGGCACGCGGUCUGAACAUACGCUUUCAUCAGCACGGACAAAAUGUACGAGGUGGUCAUUACCAGCGGGGACACGUAUAUGCCGAGCCUAUCGUGAUACGGCAAUCAAGAUCUCAGGAUAUCAGACAACAAUUUGUUGUCGGACACUCUGUCUCCUUACGCGAACAAACAAUCGAUGCUGAUGCGGAUAUGUAAAUAUGUGUUUAGUAAUGUACCUGCAAUCUUCCCUAUAGGCCGCAUUUAGCGCUAAAAGUCGUCCAUGGUUCCUUUAAUUCUCAUGAGCGGGCGCCUCUAAAUGUGGUGAUGAUUGAUCCACAGAUGCCACUACAAUGUUCGCACAUGCUCAGCAUGACAUGAUGAACCGCAAG
Molecule: messenger RNA, 2854 nt
Organism: Spizellomyces punctatus DAOM BR117
Lineage: Eukaryota; Fungi; Chytridiomycota; Chytridiomycetes; Spizellomycetales; Spizellomycetaceae
Exons: 25
Coding region: 48-2681 (877 amino acids)
Molecular function (GO): protein binding
Source: RefSeq, a predicted model, not a curated record